AUGGCGAUCUCACUCUGGGAAAACCAGACAACUAUAGUGGAAUUUGUGCUUCGAGGAUUCUCUUCCGUCCGACAGCUGAAUAUUUUCCUCUUUAUGAUAUUUUUAGUUUUCUACAUGUUAACUGUUUCUGGAAACAUCCUCAUUGUCUUGCUAGUUUUGGUCAGCUAUCACCUCCACACCCCCAUGUACUUCUUCCUGGUGAAUUUGUCCUUUCUGGAGAUCUGGUAUACCUCCAACAUUGUUCCCAAGAUGUUGCUGAUCGUCAUAGCUGAACAGAAAACUAUCUCUGUAGCUGGCUGUCUGACACAAUUCUACUUCUUUGGAUCCCUGGCUGCAACAGAGUGCCUCUUGCUGGCUGUGAUGUCCUAUGACCGAUACCUGGCUAUCUGCCAACCUCUCCACUAUCCCAUCCUCAUGACUGGCCCCCUCUGCACGAGGCUGGCUGCCAGCUCUUGGCUCUGCUGUUUCUUCCUCACAGCAAUCACUAUGGUCCUACUGUCUCAACUAACCUUCUGUGGACCCAAUGAAAUUGAUCACUUCUUUUGUGACUUCACCCCUCUGGUCCAUCUCUCCUGCAUGGACACCUCACUGACUGAGACCAUUGCCUAUGCCACCUCUUCUGCAGUGACUCUGGUCCCAUUUCUCCUCAUCAUGGCCUCCUACUCCUGCAUUCUUGUUGCUAUCCUAAGAAUUCCCUCUGGCACAGGUCGGCAAAAGGCCUUCUCCACCUGCUCCUCCCACCUCACGGUGGUCACGUUGUUUUAUGGGACACUGAUUGGCACAUACCUCAUGCCCUCAGCCAACUCUUCCCAACUCUUGCACAAAGGGUUCUCUCUGCUCUACACCAUCCUGACACCCAUGUUCAACCCCAUCAUCUACAGCCUGAGAAACAAGGACAUCCACGAAACCCUAAAGAAGUGCUUGAGUAAGAAGUCUGCUUUCCUCAGAUGA
Equus quagga is the source of this 951-nucleotide messenger RNA. RefSeq names its product olfactory receptor 11A1-like. The transcript has a single exon. NCBI's taxonomy places the organism in Eukaryota, Metazoa, Chordata, Mammalia, Perissodactyla, Equidae. Gene Ontology annotation, molecular function: G protein-coupled receptor activity; olfactory receptor activity. The record is from RefSeq and is a predicted model, not a curated record. Gene Ontology annotation, biological process: G protein-coupled receptor signaling pathway. Gene Ontology annotation, cellular component: membrane. Bases 1 to 951 code for a protein of 316 amino acids.